Molecule: messenger RNA, 1500 nt
Organism: Cuscuta campestris
Lineage: Eukaryota; Viridiplantae; Streptophyta; Magnoliopsida; Solanales; Convolvulaceae
Source: the annotation of a GenBank genome assembly
AAACUUUCCCAAAGAAAUUGUUUUGAUACUCCGGGUAUAAAUACGGAGUAUUUUACAAAUCUUUCUCCAAACAUCACCUAUUAAAUAUUCUAAAUUUCGUCCCACAGAUGAACAUUAAUGCCUCGAUUCAGGGACGAGCCUCCUGCAAUCCGAGUAUACACCGUUUGCGAUGAAUCCAAGUUUCUAAUUGUGAGGAAUGUUCCAGCCCUAGGUUGUGGCGAUGAUCUCGCAAAAUUGUUUUCUGCUUAUGGAGAAGUUGAAGAAUGUAAACCAAUGGAUGCUGAAGACUGUGAACCAUUUACUGAUGUCUAUUGGAUCAAGUUUCAAAGAACAGACAAUGCCAGGUUUGCCAAAAGGAAAUUAGAUGAGUCUGUAUUCAUGGGGAACAGGAUUCAGGUCACAUAUGCCCCUCAAUAUGAGACUCUAUCUGAUACAAAGGAGAAGUUGGAAGGGAGGCGAAGGGAAGUUCUAACACGAGUGAAGUCUCAGAAGCCCAUAAGUUCUGCAAUCCAUAGGCCAAAUGUUUUCAGCACAUCUAAAUUCACUUCAAACUCCUCACAUAUAAACUGUACCCCUCAAAUGCCAGGGCUAGAUCAAAGGCAAAUUUCUUCGCAAAAAAGUCAGUUCAUGACGCCACAUGAGACUGCAAAUGAUAGAGAUUCUUCUUUUAUGACUGUAGUGUCUUCUGAAAAGGAAUAUUUUCCAUCACAAUCUAUGAACCAAACUGUUCAAUUGGUUAGGGAUAAACUAAACAAGAUACAAUCCAGUGCAGAAGUAUCAGAUGCUGGAGCAUCUAAAAAAGCGCGAGUGGACAACAGAAGGAGAAUUUGACAUUUUCUGGCAAGUGUGUUUUCCUACAAGCUUGUUCUAAGUUGUUUCAACUUAAAAAAAAUGCUGAAACAUGAUUUUUGGUCAUCUAAUACUUCGGCGGCCAAUAAAGAAGACAUGCUUGACAAGAUGCUACUUCUGUUUUACGCAAGGCAAAGAAUCGUCAACGAUAGGCAUAAUGUGUUGCAAAUCCUAGACGGUCUCCCUCGUUGAAGUAGGUAUAGAAAAUGUUUAAGAUAUACUCCCUCCGUUCCACAAAACACUUCCCCUUUCGUUUUUUUUGAAUUCCCUAAAACACUUCUACUUUCUAUUAAAAAACCACUUUUACCCUUACUUUUUCAUAUCUUACAUAUCACAUCAUAUUUUUUCACUAAUAACCAAAUUUUCACAUCUUACUUUUACACAUCACAUCAUGGGUAAAAUUGGAAAGUCAACCAAAAUUACAUUUUCCUUAUUUUUGCCAAAAGUCAAAAGUGGAAGGAUUUAAAGGAACGGAGGGAGUAUUAGUUAGAAUUCCUAUUUCUAUGCAGCCUCGGGUUAUAAAGUGUUUGAAAGGGUCAUGCUGUUGACACCAAGGUUGACACUAUCGAUGUUUCUCAAAUCGAUAAAUCCGAGACACUGAGAGUUCUCAUAAACAAGAUUUAAAUUCUCGUAUGAAUUUUACAGAGUCCU